ACUUACUUAAACAUACAUUUUAUAACAAAUCUCUUGCGGCCUGUCGGUGGUUAUCGAUAUUUAAUUGAUUUUCUUUCAACUGGAGUGAGUAAUUUUUGCCAAGAGAUAAAAGAGGCCAGAAAGUUGACAUCAACGCCGUGCCAAUGGAAGAAGAAAGGGUUGCAGAGGCGUAUCCAGAAGGGGGUGCUGAUGUGCCGGACAUAGGAGACUCAGAGAAUGAGGAGCAGUCUGGGGGUCAUCCCCCUCCCGAGUACCCGGGGGGAGGCGAGGACGAGAACGAGAACGAGGACGAGGAGGCGGUGGCAGCUGUGAACGAGAUAGAGAAUGCAGUGGGAGGCACAGCUGGAGGAGGAGAGGGGGGCAGCAGCAGCCACAACACCAGUGCUAGCUCCUCCAACUCACACGACCAGCAGGAGGACAAGGAAAACAACGAACAAAGAGGUGCCAACGAAAUCUCCGAGACGAAUGGAGUGGAGUGGAACAGGUAUGGACAAGAUGUGAAUGUGGAAGUGGAAGUAACGAACGAGAUCCACGAACAUCAUUCCAAUAACCAUUCCGCCGGAGUGGCCUCCAGUAGCCUUAACCAGCAGCACCCACCGAAUAAUUCAGAGGCCGAUGGGGGGCAGGGUGUGCUGAAUCUGGACAUCCAGUCUGCCAGGUCUAUGGUGAAGGCUUCCAGACACCAGGCCAAAGAGGCACCUGGCAGCUGGAAGAACAAGUGGGCAGACUUCAACAGGCUCUGAUUGCCUUGCUGGUCACGACAGCGACAACUGAGCUCAGUGAACUUGUAUAAACUCUGCUUACUCUUUCCUUUCUAUCAGUGUCUUCUUUUCAUUUCUAUUCUGAAGCAUGUUUAUAAACAGUUGUAUUAUUUGGCCUUCAUAGAUCUCUUCAACUCAUAGAUCUCUUCAACCCCCCCCCCCCUCACCUUUCCAGUUAAUUGCAUCCGUAGUUUUCUGUACAAUCUUGAAGCUUUUGCUUGAAUCUAUCUGAGGCCUACUUUUCUUUUUGACUUGUUUUCCAAAAUGGAAAAACCGUGCUUAAUAUCUAUAAUGCUGGCAAGUUUUGCUGCAAAAACCAUAUCCAUGUCAACAGUUGUGCCGAAUGAGUAUUUUCAAGCUAUUUGUAAAUAAGGAAAUUAAUCAACUAAUAACAUAAUUUGUACGCUGUGUCAAAUCAAACCUUGCUAAUUAAGUGUCAAUGAGCAAACUGUUUACUGAUUGUUGAGGUUUUCCUUAGGUUUAUUUUUUCAAGAGGAUUCAUUUAAUAGAAUAAACAUCACUAUUUGCCCGUUUUUUUAGACUGAGACAAUGAUAUCAAGAAAAUUAUUAAUCUUUGAACUCAUUAACACUUAUCUAGUAUGCUUCAUAUUUUUAUAAGAUGAAAGAUUGUCUUUUAGAGGAAUCAAAUUGUGUUAUAACUACAUUAGGUUUUGAUAUACGUAGUCUUUUAUGAUCCUUUCCAAAUUUGAUUGCCAGUCGCCAACAUCGAAAUUUACUUAUCAAAUCACGUGCAUAUCAAAUUCAUAAGAAUUUUUAGUUUGUAAAUGUAAAUAAACGUAACUUUGAUCGCUAUUGAUUUUUGUUGAAUGCGUGGCUCAAAUCGGAGCUAAUUUGUUCUCAAAGUUGCAUAGAAAUCGAUUAAAAGUUUACUGGGAAGCAACUUACCUCAUAUAGUAUUUUCAAGAUCAUUCAGAAUUUACCAUAAUUCAAGUUUUCUACUUUA
This is a messenger RNA of Symsagittifera roscoffensis, 1725 nucleotides long. Its product is annotated as zinc finger protein AEBP2-like. The record is from RefSeq and is a predicted model, not a curated record. Lineage: Eukaryota; Metazoa; Xenacoelomorpha; Acoela; Convolutidae. The transcript has 4 exons. Bases 144 to 743 code for a protein of 199 amino acids.